This is a messenger RNA of Arachis stenosperma, 856 nucleotides long. Its product is annotated as chemocyanin-like. The coding region runs from base 100 to 729 and encodes 209 amino acids. Lineage: Eukaryota; Viridiplantae; Streptophyta; Magnoliopsida; Fabales; Fabaceae. The record is from RefSeq and is a predicted model, not a curated record. The transcript has 3 exons. Gene Ontology annotation, cellular component: plasma membrane. Gene Ontology annotation, molecular function: electron transfer activity.
AUCACUGUUAGUCUGUUGUUACCGCCCUACCUUCCUUUUCUCUGAAUUCUCAGCUAGCUACGAUUUUCUCUUCUUCUCUCAUAUUAUUGCUAAAGGAAAAUGGAGCAACUGAGGGCAGCAUGGGCAGCGAAGGCUAUCGUUAUGAUCAUAAUCACUUCCAUUCUUUUCCAAUGCGUCUGCGGUGUUAACCACACCGUCGGCGAAACUUCUGGCUGGGAUCUCACUUCCAAUAUCCAGGCCUGGGCCUCUUCCGCUACCUUCUCCGUUGGCGAUGAUCUCGUGUUCUUGUAUACGCCGGUCUAUGAUGUGGUGGAGGUUAACCAACAAGGUUACGACACGUGUACUAUCGCCAACGCCAUGGCCACGUACAGCUCCGGGGAAACAGUGAUCCACCUCACGGCACCUGGAACCCGCUACUUCGUUUGCGGCAGAUUGGGCCACUGCCAACAGGGCCUAAAACUUCAAGUCCAAGUCCAGACCCAGGCCCAGGGACAGACCCAAUCCAACAAUAACGGUGCUCCUCCACAUUCUUCUGGCAACUCCCUUCCGGCUCCGCCUCAUUCUGCCCCCGACACUCCUCCUGCUGAUGUUCCAGAAUCUUGCGAUUGCUCACGUGCUGACCACAUGCUUACGUCGAUUACGCUCGUGAUCACCACCGUGAUCCUCUCUUCCGCUCGCGCUGCGUUCCUCUUCCCACUUAAGCAUCAUCUCCUGCUGGUUUUCACCUGAAGCGGUGAGCUUCCUCUGCUUCCAACCACACAUUUUUAGUUACCUAUUAUGGACUAUUCCUUUUGAUGGCAUCAUACGAUGGGUGAUUUCAUUCAUUUCAUUUCAUUUCAGUCAAUUGCUUUGUUGG